Exophiala oligosperma is the source of this 780-nucleotide messenger RNA. RefSeq lists its product as uncharacterized. The coding region runs from base 1 to 780 and encodes 259 amino acids. The transcript is spliced from 4 exons. Lineage: Eukaryota; Fungi; Ascomycota; Eurotiomycetes; Chaetothyriales; Herpotrichiellaceae. The record is from RefSeq and is a predicted model, not a curated record.
AUGGCUACCACCGCCACCACCAAGACCACAUACUUAAUCACAGGUGGAAAUAGAGGCAUCGGCAAAGGUCUCGUGGCCGCAUACCUGUCACGUCCAAACAACACCGUGAUAGCUGGCGUGCGAGAUCUACAACACCCGACGAGUGUCUCGCUCCAGUCGUUGCCCAAGGACCCCUCGAGUUCUUUGAUCGUGGUCAAGAUCGACAGCCUUUCAGAGACCGACGCCCUCGAUGCCGUGGCAAAACUCGAGUCCAAACACGACGUCGACAAUCUCGACGUGGUCGUCGCCAACGCCGGCAUCUCAGCCAUCUGGCCCGCCGUGGCCGAAGCCAAACCUUCGGACAUGAUCGAUCAUUACCGUGUGAACGCGGUCGGUAUCACCCUCUUAUUCCAAGCCGUGUUGCCCUUGCUCAAGAAGUCAUCGAGCAACAAGAACAUCACCCCGAAAUUCGUCACUCUGGGGACCAUCGCGGGUUCCAUAGCAGCUCAGGAGACAGUCCCCGUCCCCAACGCCGCUUACGGCCCUUCGAAGGCGGCCAUGAAUUGGAUCACCAAGAAGAUUCAUCUGGAACAUCCCUACCUGAUCGCCUUUCCUCUCUCACCAGGUUUCGUCGACACAGACAUGGGUAAGGCAGGAGCAAAAUUCUUCGGCAUGGGUCCAGAGGUAUUGAUCACUCUUGACGAGAGUAUCAAUGGGAUGACCAAGGUGAUCGACUCUGCGACCCGAGAGACAGCAUCUGGCAAGAACUUGACGUACGAGGGCAAAGAGGAUCCUUAUUAG